AUGUCCUUGACCCAGCAGCCUGGCUUGGAGACAGGCUGGUUGAACCCAUGGGGACCCCAUUUCUGGCUCCCCCAGGGUGCCACUGUGUCCCUCUCAGAGACCGUGCAGAAGUGGCGAGAAUACCGGCGCCAGUGCCAGCGCUUCCUGAAUGAGGCUCCACCCCCAGCCACAGGCCUGUUCUGCAACCGGACCUUUGACGACUAUGCCUGCUGGCCAGAUGGGACACCGGGCUCCUUUGUGAACGUCAGCUGCCCCUGGUACCUGCCCUGGGCCAGCAGUGUGCUGCAGGGCCAUGUGUACCGGUUCUGCACAGCUGAGGGCCUGUGGCUGCUUAAGGACAACUCCAGCCUGCCCUGGAGGGACCUGUCGGAGUGCGAGGAGUCCAAGCGAGGAGAGAGAAGCAGCCCGGAGGAGCAGCUCCUGUCCCUUUACAUCAUCUACACGGUGGGCUACGCACUCUCCUUCUCGGCUCUGGUCAUAGCUUCAGCCAUCCUUCUAGGAUUUAGACACCUGCACUGCACCCGCAACUACAUCCACCUGAACCUGUUUGCAUCCUUCAUCCUCCGAGCUCUGUCCGUCUUCAUCAAGGAUACAGCCCUCAAGUGGAUGUACAGCACGGCUGCCCAGCAGCACCAGUGGGAUGGGCUCCUCUCCUACCAGGACUCUGCGGGCUGCCGCCUGGUGUUCCUGCUCAUGCAGUACUGCGUAGCGGCCAAUUACUACUGGCUCCUGGUCGAGGGAGUGUACCUAUACACGCUGCUGGCCCUCUCAGUCUUCUCAGAGCAGCGCAUCUUCAGGCUCUAUCUGAGCAUAGGCUGGGGUGUUCCCCUGCUGUUUGUUAUUCCCUGGGGCAUCGUCAAGUACCUCUAUGAGGAUGAGGGUUGCUGGACCAGGAACUCAAACAUGAACUAUUGGCUCAUUAUCCGGCUGCCCAUUCUCUUUGCUAUUGGGGUGAACUUCCUCAUCUUUGUCCGGGUCAUCUGCAUUGUGGUGGCCAAACUAAAGGCCAAUCUCAUGUGCAAGACAGACAUCAAGUGCAGACUUGCCAAGUCCACGUUGACGCUCAUCCCCCUGCUGGGGACACACGAGGUCAUCUUUGCCUUUGUGAUGGAUGAGCACGCCCGGGGGACACUGCGCUUCAUCAAGCUAUUCACAGAGCUCUCCUUUACCUCCUUCCAGGGGCUGAUGGUGGCCAUCUUGUACUGCUUUGUCAACAAUGAGGUCCAGAUGGAGUUUCGGAAGAGCUGGGAGCGCUGGCGGCUGGAGCACCUGCACAUCCAGAGGGACAGCAGCAUGAAGCCCCUCAAGUGUCCCACCACCAGCCUGAGCAGUGGGGGCACCGUGGCCAGUAGUGUGUACACAGCCACCUGCCAGGCGUCCUGCAGCUAAGGCUCCAGCACCGCCCUCCCUGUGGUGCUCGCUGCUGGCUGGGCAGCCCUCCCAGGUGGGAGAGACCCUCC
This is a messenger RNA of Trichechus manatus latirostris (Florida manatee), 1460 nucleotides long. RefSeq names its product glucagon like peptide 1 receptor (gene GLP1R). Gene Ontology annotation, cellular component: plasma membrane. The record is from RefSeq and is a predicted model, not a curated record. Gene Ontology annotation, biological process: positive regulation of blood pressure; cell surface receptor signaling pathway; adenylate cyclase-activating G protein-coupled receptor signaling pathway. The transcript is spliced from 13 exons. The coding region runs from base 1 to 1389 and encodes 462 amino acids. Lineage: Eukaryota; Metazoa; Chordata; Mammalia; Sirenia; Trichechidae. Gene Ontology annotation, molecular function: glucagon-like peptide 1 receptor activity; peptide hormone binding; glucagon receptor activity.